AUGGGCCCUCUCUUUCGCAAAAAACUUAGAAAUCGAGCAACUCUCUACACAUCGAUCACCACGCAGCACAAACGCACACGGUGCACCAGACUGCGGCAGAGCAACAUCGCUAGCAACAGCAACAGAGACGCGACCCACCGCCCACAGGCAACCGCCAGCGAGCACACGCCCGCAUCCUCGAGGAUCCAGCGCACGGCAGCGCUGAACACACGCGCUUCGCAUCUCGCCCACGAUCCCGAGCACGGCCGCAUCGCCACCAACCCGGACCAACGAUCUCGCACCAUUUCAUCACCCAGGGACGACGCCUGGAUGGGGCUCGCCCUUGAGGAGCUGCUGGAUGGUCUCCAGAUGGGGCAUCGGCCCCGACCUUCACUCCUCGCGCCACUCAGUGUGGCCGGAGGCCGCAGACAAAUCCCGUCCGCGGAGCAGCUAGACGUCCCGCCGGAUCACCGAUUCGGCCCAAUACGGGUGGACACCACCCCACCACGACCACGGCCAACCGAGGCCGCUCACACGCCUGCCGACCAGGGCAAGCAGCCACUCGCGGAUCAGGGGCCGGAUUUGGUCCCGCUGCGCGCGGCCACAACCCAGCCUCCAGCGACUCAGGCCACCCAAAAGCAGGCUACAGGAGGGAAGCCAUCACCACGGGCAGCACCUCGGGCAGUCGGCUCAUCGACGCGCCCACACACCGGUCGGGUGUCCACGACGCCUGCCGGCAAUCAGGGGCAGCCACCACGGGAAGCACCGCGAGCAGCCGGCCCAUCGACGCGCCCGCACACCGGCCGGGUCGCCACGACAACUACCGGACACGAAACCCCAUCAUCAAGGGCGGCGCCGCGAGCGGCCAUCACUUCGGCACGCUCACGCACCGGCCCGACUCCAACAACGCCUGGGACACGCGCAGUCCAGGCCAUAGCACCGCUGGUCCCGUCAGGGGCUGCAGCGGCACCAGAUCCAGACGGCGAGGUGGAAGCGGCGCUACGAGAGUGCCUAGGCGACCUUCCACCCGACGUGCUGGAGGAGAUGGCCCACGGGGCAGAAGGGUUGGAUCUGGAGGACCUUUUCGGGGAGUGUUCCGACGAGGACGGAGUAGAGCUCCCAAUGCGCCCCGUCUCCAACCAAUCCGUCGACGAGCCACGAGAGGCGGAUGAGAUCAUCCAGAUCUCCGACUCCGACGACGCCGAGCCAAAUUUUAGACCGCCGAGCACCCCGCCGCCGGCGUAUGAAGACAUUUUCGGGCCGGGUCCAUACGCCACCCGCUGCCCGAUAACCACCUGCGCGGCCUCGUCACCGAGCCAGUCACCGCCGACCACGUCACGCGGAUACCACGCCGCCGUCGCCCCUCGCCAGGUGGAUGGGCCAUCGACAAGCCAACACUUUGACUUAACGACCGACGAGGACUCCGCCGACGAGAGGCCAGUCGUGGCCGUACCAAGCCGCCCCCCGCUACCAACACCCGGCGAAUACGCCGCUGCAGUGGCUCGACGCAGGGCUGAGGACCUGAGCGACGAGCUGGGCUCGUCCUCCGCCGGGCCGGUCCGACCAGUCAAUCCGGAGCCCCGUUCGGCCAGGGACCGACCACCCACACCACCACCGGCACGCCGAGGCCGCCGACGGAGCGCGCCCUGGGCGGAUAGUCCCAGCGAAUCCUCGUCCGAGGAAGAGUUGCCCCGCGAUCGCCAAGGUCACACCCGCUGGCUACCCGUUCCCGACGGCUGGAGCACGCCCAACGGCACGCUACCCGUCGGGCUCAUCAGUCGGAUCCAGCAGCGACUUCUAAUAGCCAGCCGAAGGGCCCGACGCUAUCUGGAGGAGGAACAGGGUCAGCGAUUCCGGGUGCAGCUGAACCGGGACGACCACGUCCGGGUCUUCCUACACCCCACCCGGAAGUAA
Drosophila kikkawai is the source of this 1893-nucleotide messenger RNA. RefSeq names its product gametogenetin-like. The record is from RefSeq and is a predicted model, not a curated record. Lineage: Eukaryota; Metazoa; Arthropoda; Insecta; Diptera; Drosophilidae.